This is a messenger RNA of Fraxinus pennsylvanica, 960 nucleotides long. The record is from the annotation of a GenBank genome assembly. Lineage: Eukaryota; Viridiplantae; Streptophyta; Magnoliopsida; Lamiales; Oleaceae.
AUGGCAGAAUUAGAGUCCCUUUCUGCUUUCCCUUCUUUUCAGACCUGUGAUCAAUCUCGUCAAGCUGCUACUGGGAAUUUGCUUAAGAAGUGGCAUGCACAUUACAGGGGAGUUACUUGCUUGGUAUUUAAUGACGACCAGUCCCUUUUGAUUUCAGGGUCAGAGGAUGGAUGCGUUCGAGUUUGGUCCCUUUACAUGAUUUUUGGUGGUGCAAAUAGGGAGGGAGAAAAGCAUCCCUACGAGUAUAGUUUCCACGAGCAUACUUUGAAAGUGACUGACGUUAAGAUUGGCCAUGGAUGUAAUGCAAUCAUUUUAUCUGCUUCUGAGGAUAGAACUUGCAAGGUAUGGAGCUUAUCUAACGGAAAACUUUUGAGAAACAUUGUCUUCCCCUCAAUAAUUGAUGCGAUAACAUUGGACCCUGGGGAGCAUGUUUUUUAUGCUGGUGGAAGAGAUGGUAAGAUAUUCAUUGCUGCGUUAAAUGCUCCAGGAACCUCCAACAGUAGUUACGGGUUACAUAUCAUUGGUUCAUUAUCUGAACACAGUAAGGCUAUUACCUGCUUAGCUUCUAGUGCUGAUGGAUCUUUAUUGGUUUCUGGAUCUGAGGAUGGCAUGAUUCGAGUUUGGAACACUAAAAGCCGCAACAUUACUCGUGUCUUUAGACAUGCCAAAGGUCCUGUGAACAAUGUUCUUGUUGUUAGACAGCCACAGCAUUUAAAUCCUGGAACAUCUAUAAAUACCCAAGCUUCCGUGUUACGGGGACGUGGUUUUUUGUUGCCACCUCCACUGCAAAAAUAUGCCAAUUCAGCAGAUGAGAAUGCCUAUGUUAAAGCAUUCCUCGCUCCUCAGACUGCUUCAAACAAACUCUUACAUGAUCAAUACAUCAGUGUCCAGACAAUGGAGAAUCUGAUUAAAGAACUUCAGGUAAGCAAUAGCUGCAUCCUAAGCCUGCUUGAUUUGUAA